UCGUGACGGCUAUAAAACAGGCGAGCAUCGCAAAAGCGAAACAUUGCAGUCGGAAUCCAUACUUCAACAGUCGUGUGGAAGGAAGCAGUAAAUGACGAUGAUAAAAUUGAUACUUUUCGUAUUUGUCUUGAUUUUUUGUCAAGAUACAGAAUGCUCAUCUCAAUGUGGGAAGCAGUCGUUGAGGACUAACUACGGGCUUGAAAGAACCUUCAACUCACUGAAGCUUGAUACUCCAUCGUCUUGCAAAUACCGCAUCAAAGUUCCGAAAGGAUUACAUGUUAAACUCACAUUCAGCGAAUACGAUUCAGACCCUUGCUGUUCAGAUUUCAAGAUUUAUGAUGCCACACUGAGGCCAUUCAGAUGGAAACCAUCACAGGUUCUAGCGUUACCAAUUACUAACUCUCGCUCAAUGGAGUCGCCUGUUGAAGUCGUGUACAAAACUGAUGUGUUGGGAAUAAAGCACGACAUCACAGUUCCUGGGGACACAGAGAUUACAUUCGCCUACGAAGCAGUUGUACCAAGUGAUGGAGACUGUGGAUUCACAACAAACGCUGAUGUUAAAUCAAAAGUCAUUCGGUCACCAGGAUUUCCUAGACGUGUUUCAAUGAGUGGAUUGGAUUGCAAUUGGAAAAUUAAGUCAAAGCCUGGCAGAGCUAUAGUUCUAACAUUUACUGGAUUUAGAAUACAAAGAGUUCUCGACUACGUAGAGAUUAGGGACGGUGAUGAAAUGCUAGGAAAGCAUGAUGGUCGGCUGGAUAAGUCGAACCCGAUUGAAUAUACAGCAUAUAGCGGACAAAUGAAUAUUCGCUUCUUCACGUCAACAUCGUAUUCUAAUGGGUUCAAGGCGGCAUAUAAAGAGAUUCAGGUAAACGAGACACUCGUGGACGACAGUUCGUCAACUUCUCCAGUAGGGGAAGGGGAUCUGAAAUGUCACCGAAGAGAGCGAAUGAAGAAUAUGGGAAGAGCCAUGACAGACCGUCACACCUCCAGUACAUGUUCUGUUGGACAAGUCUGUGGACGAAUGGAAAUGGAAGGCGAAACCUAUGGAAUGAAAAUUUGGAAUGAAAACGCAAAUUGUAUUCCUGCCAACUUGUGCAGUGACAGUAAUUGCAGUUUACAACCAACACCACCAGAAGUAACUGUGACAUCAUGUAAACUGUCUUGUUGUUCUACUAACAUGUGCAACGUGUCUCCGGAUGGACCAGCCGUUCCCCCAGGAGAAGGUGUUUCUCCAGUAUCACCCAUCGAUACAUCCGACUUCAUCAAAUGCGACGUGACAUCAGAAAUGACGUAUGAAGAUGGAUCAAAAGGAGCGUCUUCGUCGGAUAAGCCUUGUACUGCCGACUCUAUAUGUGCUCUGUAUAAAUUCGAAGGAAGUCACAAAGACGGACCUUCCAAGGGAAAACCAGUGACCGGCUAUGCAGCAACUUGCGCUCUUCGCUCAGAAUGCAACCGUGAGGCAUGUAAUCAUAUUCAAGAAGCAGGCUUUAUCGAUAUAACAUCAUGCGCAGUUUCAUGCUGUGAUACCGAUUAUUGCAACAGUGGAAGUUCACCGGUACCGCCCCUGCAUCCAGACGGAAGACCCAGUCCUAUACCCGCAGGUCUGCAAUGUGAACAGAGUUCUGAUGUAUAUGCGGGAGAUAGGAGCGUGUCGGGAAGAUCGGGUGGUUACUCAUGUCCUGCUAAUACUGUCUGUGCCCUUUAUAUAUUCUCGGGAACAGCAACUCAGUUGGAUGGGUCUAUAAUUCCGGCAAGCGGAUAUUCUGCGAAGUGCGCUCCCAAAUCUGCAUGUCAUCGUGAAUCAUGCGACCAAUUAUAUGAAGCUACGCAGAUGACAUUUACUUCAUGUGAUGUUUCGUGUUGUGAAACUGACCGAUGCAACAAACCUCCUUCUCCACCACUGACUCCUCCCAUCAUACCACCGUCUAGUGGUAGUAUCGAUGGUGUCACGGAAUGCUAUGAAAUUCUAUCUUCGAAAGCUGGUAGCAUACAAGUUCUCAACAACAAAAAAGCCUCUAAAUGUGCUGUUCCUAAUUCCAGUUGUCUUCGUAUAGAAGCUGUUACAGCGAGUCCCGGAGGAAUGAAAGCCGAUGUGGUCUACGGGACAUGUGUACCAACAAUUGCAUGUGAAUCUAUGGACUGCUCUGCUUUGGGUAGUGCGAUGGCGGGUAUGACAUUGGAAUCUUGCAAAACUUCGUGUUGUGGCUCAAAUCUUUGCAACGGAGAAUCGGAAUCACCAGAUUCCGAAACAACUCUCAAUGCUGGAGGCGAUAAUGACGAAACCGAAACAGGAACAAAAUGUUUCGACCUUCUCCAGGUGGAGGCACCAGGCAUUGAACUUCCAGGAGGAAAGAAAACAAAAACUACUUGUGAUUCUGGUUCGCAAUGUUUAAAAAUUGUCGCAGUUGCUACUCACGAUCUUGUGCCAUCUAUGCAAGUAACAACUACCUACGGAUCCUGCAUUCCAAGUAUCGCAUGUGACUACAUGAACUGUGAUUCUCUCCCAUCAUCAAUGCCUAACGUUACUAUUACUUCAUGUGAUGUCUCAUGCUGCUCCGACGACUUCUGCAACAGUUAAGAUUGGAUACAAUUGUUCGGAACAUAAAAAGAGAUUCAGCUGGAUGGAUAUAAUUUUCCCUGUCGUAUGACAAAAUUCAAGUUUCAAAAAUAGUCGUAAUCUAUGUAAUAUUCUAUAAUCUCAUAUGUUGUCGAGAAUACAUGCAUUUUGAACCAUUGCAUUGAUUGAACCAAUAAAAUAAAUAAAAAGCAUG
Molecule: messenger RNA, 2771 nt
Organism: Styela clava
Lineage: Eukaryota; Metazoa; Chordata; Ascidiacea; Stolidobranchia; Styelidae
Source: RefSeq, a predicted model, not a curated record